This is a messenger RNA of Scleropages formosus (Asian bonytongue), 1756 nucleotides long. Its product is annotated as protein Largen. The coding region runs from base 1 to 717 and encodes 238 amino acids. Lineage: Eukaryota; Metazoa; Chordata; Actinopteri; Osteoglossiformes; Osteoglossidae. The record is from RefSeq and is a predicted model, not a curated record. Gene Ontology annotation, biological process: positive regulation of cell size; positive regulation of translation. The transcript has 2 exons.
AUGUGCGUUCUGAACAAACUGGCCCGAGAAAGUCUGAGCCCGAGGAAACAACUGCAAUUGGAAGAGAGGAAGCGGAGACAACGGUUGGUCCGCGACCAGAUCCGACAGGUGGUCACGGACCUCGAGGAUGUUCUGGCUGGCCUGAAACAAGUUCACCUUGAAAUGAAGGAGGUGGUCCAACAGAUUGAGCUGUUGACCUCUAACAUUGACCUCAGUGAGGAGGAGAUUACCAAUGGCUUUCCCAGCAACACCAUCUGCAGCAGCAGCUCCAGCGGGGUUGUGGUGUCCUGUCAAAAGAGGGUCAUCAACCCCGGCUCCAGCAAUCUUCAAAACGCUACCGUUCAUCCAAAGCUCCCCGUGCUCAACCCAUCCAUCACCGUAACAAAUCGAGCGGCGCUGCUUGCGCCGUGCAAGGCCUCUGCCAAACACAAGUCUGGCAUUCCCUUCGCUGAGCGCCUUCAACCUACAAGCUCACCCGGGAACCAGAAACCGGAGGCCCAAAGUGCAGGUGACGCUCCGGGACCAGCGCUUCCCAGGACUGCUUUGCAGGCUCGGAACCACGCGGUCGUCUGCAAACCCGGUGGACCCGAAACUGUGAAUCCAAGGGCUCUGCCUUACUCUCGCGGUGGACAGGCAGGGACAAACGGGAAGGCUCAAGACUCUGUGAGGACGCCUCAGUGCGCUGGGAAGCAUAGACUGCUCUCCACCACUGUGUGAACGGGCAGCGGUCGGUGGCAACGGACCACCGCAGAGGCCUCUCCUGCUGCUGGACCAGCCAGGGCCUCUUGGCUGCCCGGCGCCUCACCGUGAGUAUUGGAACCAAAGGCCUGCUGUGUUUCUUCUCCAUUAUAAUUGUUUUGCUGCUUAGCCCAGAUGUUUUUCUUGUUUUUUUUUUUUUUUUUUGUCCAGAGGGACUUGUUUUUACCCAUGUAACAGCCGAAUGUUUUUAUUAGAGCAAAUCAGGUAGAGUACCUUGCUCAAGGGUACUACAGCAGUGCCCAUCCUGGAAGCUGAACCUCCACCAUUCUGCUUACAAGUCCAUGUCCUUGACCACUACGUUACUUGCUGCCCCUGCUUGCCCUUUACCGCAGGGCGCAGCAGUUGUCGCUGUUAUUGUACGCGUUGUUCUCGUUCGCCUGGUGAUCUGGCAUCACGCCGACGCUCACGCAUCCGUGUUUACGUUUCCAGUUUGGAAGUGCGGACUCCGCAUAGGUGCCGCAGCUUCCUCCCCAGCAAUGCUAUGAAACGAUGUGAAACUUGACAGACGGUGGCUGAAGAUUAACAGCUUGCUCAAGUCGUCCAGUGGUGAUGCAUUCUGGAUUUCCACUACCUCGCUCCAGACCCACUCCAGACUCAAGGGCAGCUUGUGUCCACUCUGUUGAGAUAUCGGGCCAUCAUAUGACCAGUAGAUCAGGCGUGUCCUGUUCUGCUCAUAAGCAAACUAUACAGUGUAUGUAUAUAUUACAGCAACAUUUAUGUGAUGGAGUUAUUGUAUCAGGAAAGUUACAACAAAUCGCUAAAACUCAAUAGUCCCACCGCAGCUUCUCGUCUGUCCGGGGAGGGGGGAUAAAGAGAAGAACACAAUAGAACAGUUGUGUUCCAGUACAUGCAUAUGUGGCCAAUUAUGUUUCCCAAAUGAACAAAGGGAGGUAAAUACGGGUAAAUUUAGUCAGCAGACAUGUGCGGGAUCAUGACUGAAUGACAGUACUGAAUAUAAGUGUGUAUAAUAAUUUUUUUCAGUGACACUUUAAAACGG